Molecule: messenger RNA, 375 nt
Organism: Arctia plantaginis
Lineage: Eukaryota; Metazoa; Arthropoda; Insecta; Lepidoptera; Erebidae
Source: the annotation of a GenBank genome assembly
AUGCACUUCAUCAGUUGUAUAUCAGAUAAUCUUAAAAACAUGGUCUAUAAAAUAGUUGCUCUGAGCGCAGUGUUGGCUGUAGCCGCAGCGGGUCUUCUGCCAGCGGCACAUUACUCUCCAGUUGCUGCAGUUUCCUCGCAGAGCAUUGUCCGCCAUGACGAAGCCCAUCCUGUAGCUCGCGUAGCCCAUGUUCAUGCCGCCCCCGUAGCUCAAAUUGCAGCUCCCGUCGCUCACGUUACUCACGUCGCUGCUCCUGUUGUCUACGCCGCUCCUAGACACUAUGCUGCCACCCCAGCCCUUUACGCUCCUAUUACUCAUGCUGAAGAAAACAUUAGUAAGCACCACAUAUUCUUCGGCGGCAAUGAAGCCACUUAA